Portunus trituberculatus (swimming crab) is the source of this 1424-nucleotide messenger RNA. RefSeq names its product tRNA-uridine aminocarboxypropyltransferase 2-like (gene Dtwd2). The record is from RefSeq and is a predicted model, not a curated record. Lineage: Eukaryota; Metazoa; Arthropoda; Malacostraca; Decapoda; Portunidae.
CUGACCACCACCACCACCACCACCGCCGCCAUCAGCUGACGAGAUAAACAAACCUCAAAUCUUUAAAAACCUCAACACUUUUCCUUCCCCUGGCCACAUUUCCCACAAUUCCUUCUUGCUGAGGUGGAGGAGGAGGAGAAGAGGGGCCAGGGAGGAAGUGUGGAGGAGGAAGAGAGGAGAGGAGGUAAAAUGGAGGAGGUGGAGGAAGAAAUGUCUGUUUUGAGUCAGCUGGUGGACAUUGAAAUCGGAAGGAGAGAAAAAAGACCAUUGUGUUCCAGGUGUAGCCGGCAGGGGGUGUGCUGGUGUGGGGGGCUCGGGGGGGCUGUGGUGGGGGUGAGGAGCAGGGUGAUAGUUCUGCAACACCCCCACGAAGAGAAAAGGUGUUUGAGGACAGCCCCGAUGUUGUCAGCCUGCCUGCCUCCCUCUCAUUGUUUGAUCCUCAGGGGUAAACGGUUUCCCUUGUCCAGGUUCCCCGAGCUUGCCCCGAUCUUGGCGAGCCCCGAGACCAUCCUCAUGUACCCGGGGGAGGGGGCUGUGGACCUGGAGGGGCUGAGGAGGGUGGGGUUCGGGGGACAAGCUCCCUAUAAUGUCAUAAUUCUGGAUGGAACUUGGCAACAAGCUAAAAGUAUUUAUUUUAACUGCCCAGCCUUGCAUUCUGUAAGACAGGUGUGUCUCUCUGGCAAAUAUACAAGUGAAUAUGUCAUCAGGACUCAACCAACACAAGACGCUCUCUCUACAGUGGAGACAGCUGCCAUCUCUCUUGCCACUCUGGAAGACAACUGGGCCCUUUAUGACACCCUUGUGGAGCCCUUGCGUGUGUUGUGCCGUCACCAGAUUCAGCACGGCGCGGUUGUCCAUGAGAGCAAGGAGGAGAUGAUUGUGACUGGCCGCUGCAGAAAACCUAUUGGUCGACGAACCUACAAAAAAUUAAUUAAAUGCGGCGCUAGGCAUUCUGAAACCCUCCUAGCCUCCAUGGUGAUGACUGGUGGUGCUCUGGAUCCUGACAUCACCACUGGGACCGCUAACUCACCACACAUCACCACUGGGGGCUCAAAUAAUGGUGAUAAUGACGUAGACUCAAGUUUUUGUACAUAUCUAAGGGAAAGUCGUGGUGGUGGUGGUGCUAGUGGUGAUGUGGUGGUGACGCAGACUGGUGGUGAUGCUGUGGUGACUGGUAAGCGAGAUAUUGGUGUGUUGGUGAAAGAGGAGGAGGAAGAGGAGGGAGUGAAGAAAGAGAGAGAGAGAGGAGAGGAGAGAGAGGAUAAAGAAUUGAAGAGAGAGAGAGGAAGAGAGGAGAGAGAGAUUAAAGUGAGAAAUAUUAGCGCUCAUGUCUCUUGGGAACUGAGGUGAGGAAGAGGAGGAGGAGGAGGAGGAGAAGAAGAAGAAGAAGAAGAAGAAGAGGAAGAGGAAGAGGAGGAGGAGGA